AAAUGAGGGUGUAAACAUGUAUUUAAUGUGUUUUUAUUAUUUUGAUUAAAUAGUUUUUCAUAUAGUUCGUACAUUUGCUUUGACAUUGAACAAAUGUGUGUAAAAUGUACUUAUGCAAUCCAAUUUUCAACCAAUUUUUAGUUAUUAAAGUGAAACCUUUCAAUGGCUAGUGACAGCGACAAAAGUUCGAAUAAUCUUGAUUUGGAUGGAUAUUUAAAAAACAACAAGAAACAAGGGAGUGCCGGAAAUAUUGGUGACAGCGGUGACAAAACAAACCUGGGUGUUCCCCCAGUUGGCAAAGGCGGACGGCAUUUGUCCAUACCCUUUGAUUCAGCGACUGCUAAUGGUGAUUUAACCAAGAAACAAAAUGGCACAACAGUGCGCACCAACAGCCUGGGGUCGGGCGCGCGAACGCCGCCGGUGGAGCGAACCAAAUCCAAGUUCUCGGCCCUUGGUAGGCUCUUCAAACCUUGGAAGUGGAAACGGAAAAAGAAGUCGGAGAAGUUUGAAGCAGCCUCUAGAACUUUAGAAAGGAAGAUAUCCGUCCGAGCAAAUAGAGAUGAGCUGGUUCAGAAAGGGAUCCUCCUGCCGGAGAGUCCCAUUGCGCCGGUGCCCGAAGCUAAUGAAGACUCCCCCACAUACGAAGACUCGGCGCGUCCCGAGCAGAAUGCCAUGGACCGCGGCAUCAGCAACGCGCACGCCGCGCUGCAAGCACAGCUCGCGUCGCAGCUGCAACAUCAGCAGGCCGCGCUCGCCAGCGCGCUUGCAGCAGCGGCCGCGCACCACUCCAUACAUAACAACAACAUAGAACCAAAGAAAGACAAAUUGGAAAAUGGCGGCGAGCUGAUGAGGCCCGAGCGUCCGAACUCCCUGACAGCAGGCAAGCACACGCGACGGAUAUGUUAUCAAGGAGACGUAGUAGGCGGUUACGGGGAACCCGGCGGCGACGAGCAACUAGUGCUGUCGGAGCUGCCGGAGCCGCCGAUCGCGCUGUCGGAGAUCGGGCCCAUCCCGCCGCCGCCCAUGUUCAGCUCGCCCAGCCCCACGCGCCACCACCACCAGCACCAGCACCAGCAGCAUGCGCAUGAGGACUCCGAAGACGAGGACGACGGGGACUCGGAAGAGGAGCUCCCAGUAACGGACACGUCGCGCGUGGAGGAGAUCCCGCCGAAGGAGCCGAGCUUCAACGCCGUGCCGCUCAAGUCGGCGCUCAAGAAGCGCGCCGGCGACGCCGCCACGCCGCUCGCCACGCCGCUGGCGCCGCGCCAGGACCACCACCAUGCUAGCUUCAAACGGCCGCCGCCGAAGCCGAGGGCCAGAUUCUGCAGUCGACCGGUGCGGGUGGGCAACGCGAUGGAGAACAAGGAGAACGCUCGGCCGUGGGAGGGCGCGGGCGAGUAUCGAGAGGAACACGCCAGUGAAUCCGAUCGCGUCGCUGCCAAGCUCGCGCGCAAGGAAAGCCUCAACAUCAAGCUCGCGCUGCGGCCCGACCGGCAGGAGCUCAUUAACAGGAACAUCCUGGUGGUGCAGAGCGAGCACGAGCGGCAGGAGUCGUGGGAGGCGAUCGGCGCGCGCCUCAUCCGCCGCCUGUCCAUGCGCCCCACCGCCGAGGAGCUCGUCGAGAGAAAUAUACUCAAAAGUCAAUCACCUGCUGAGGAAAAGAAACAGAAAGAAGAAAAGAAACGGUACCUUCUUCGCAAACUUAGCUUUCGACCGACCGUCGACGAGCUCAAGGAGAAGAAGAUUAUACGUUUCAGUGAUUACAUUGAGGUUACACAGGCUCACGACUACGACCGGCGCGCGGACAAGCCGUGGACGCGCCUGACGCCGCGCGACAAGGCCGCCAUCCGCCGCGAGCUCAACGAGUUCAAGAGCUCCGAGAUGGCGGUCCACGAGGAUAGCAAACACCUCACGAGGUUCCACAGACCAUGACGGCUGUGCACGGAGCUCCCCCCGCGCCGCGCCGGCUGAGCGCCGCGCCGGCCACGCCGGCCACACUGGCCACGCCGGCCACACCGGCCACAUCGGCCACACCGGCCACGCCGGCCACACCUGACGCCUACUGCCUCGCCCGGGACGCACGGGCCCGCGCCAGCGACGCGGCCCCGCAGCCGGCCCGCAGCGGUAAAGUGUUGAUUAUUCUAAAGUUGCGUUGUACCGCCAUUCUAUACUUACAUUUUGUGUAUGCGUACAGUGAGUGCAAUCUUGUUUUAAUUGACUUUUUAUUGUAAUAUCCUAGUUAUUGCCGAGUACAAUUUUAUUACUUUAAUUGUAUCGUUUUAUGUUAAGUCGUAUUCUAAGCGUACCUAUACAUUCUUUGAAUUGACCUUCGCGAAAGGUUAGUGAUACUGAUUAUUAUGAUGGAGAUUAUGUGCUUGAAGCUCGAUGUAUGGUGAGAUUUUCGAGUGGAUCAUUUUGAAAUGUAAAACGUAUCCAUCAUAUGUAGAUUUGUGAUUUUUUCUUAUAUUGCUAGCUAUUAGCUCCGUAGUCAUUAAGCUAGAUUCGAUUUAAAUCAUAUUUAUUUCACAUAUAUUUUUUAUGGUCACAAUAAAUUUUAACUAUAAUUUGAAAAUUAUAGCUUUAUUGAGGGCGUACGUCUUAAAUUUAACUUUUGUCGCGUGUCUUAUUGUUGUUGAAAGCAAUUUUAAAACGUUGGCCAUGAGAUACUGCCACUAAUUUAAACUGUUUUAUCGUGAAACGUUUGUAGUUCAUUAUAAAGGCAAUGUGAUAUCGCCUGCGACGUAAUCGUAGUCACGUUGUUGCAUUACACUGCUCAACACAAACUGACCUACGUGUACCGUGUACAAGACGGUGCGGAGGGAUGUAGCUGUUAUAUUGGUAUACUGUGUCAAUCAAUAAAUAUAACCCAACUAACGUAGGUUUCAUAAUUUGGAAUCCACAAUUGAUUUCAACAUUCGAGAGAUUGAGAAGUGCUUCCAGAUGCUGUGUAAUGUAACAAUAAACUUAUUAGAACAUAGAUGCCAUUACUACAAAAGAAUGUAACUUCAAAACGUAUUUAGCUAUUGUUUUUUAUAUUCAUAUCAAAUUCAAACUCGAGCAUUCCUUUAAUUGAAAAUGUCGCAGCUAAUGUACCACCUGACAUUUCCUUUCCAUUUUUAAUGGCUGGAUAUAUAUGUAGCUUUGAACAUUCGUUUACAAACUACGACAUAGCGACUGAACUCAAAAUUCCUUCACACUUGAGAAUUUAAGGCAUAACUAGUAAUGCGACGACAUAUUUUAGUACAGGGAAAUGCACAGUGAUUACAAAACGCACAGACAGCGUACUGUCAAAGUUCACAUUAUCAUAGCUAAGAAGAAACUCGUCAGGGCGCGAACUAACAGAUUUCUUAUCAUAGACAAUUGGUAGCACAGGCAAAUCGGAGGGAACAACUUGUUAAACAUCUUGACGCUCUAACUUAGGACUAGCGUUAGUAUUCAACGAUGAACGAAGUAUUGCGUAAAGGACUUAGUAAAUUGAUCGAAUAAGUUGGUAUAAAGUUGUAGAUGUUAAAAUAAUAUAAACGCGCCUUCUGAGAUUAUUAUUAUCGUUUUGUACUGUAUCAGCGGUACGUUGUAAUUGAACUACCUUUUUAUUUCCUCGAGGACGUUUGUAUCGUCUAAAAUUGAUAGUAUAGAUAGAGAGCAAUAAUAAUAUCAGUUUUGUAUAUGAAUAUAUGAAAUUUUUAAAUCUUUAGUGUUCAGAACAUGUUUUUAUUAAUUAAUAAUUUCUUAGUAUGUAUAAACUCAUUAUUAGAGUUCGUAUUAAAAAUCAUUUUAUAUCGCAAUGUUUAGUAGCGGUGCCAUUUUGUGACGUGCUUUAUACUAAAGUCAAGCGUAUACUUGUGAAUAUUAACCAAGUUUAGUAGACCACACGGUACGGCACCAUCGUAAGGCACAGUUAACUGACCUUUUGUCGACUUUAUUGGGAGGACUUAAGGUCGACCAAAGAUCAAUAACUGUGUUGGUGUCAGUACUGGCGAGUACGUGGUCGCGUCGCCGCGGCCAUUCCUACACCGACCAUAACAUUGUCAAUAACAUAACUUUAUGUAUUACUACACAAUCAUUUAAUUAUAACUCUCUCAUGUUAAGCGACUUCGUAAUCACAUUACUUUAUGCAAUAUUAUAAUAGAGAGCUACAAGAGUUGUAAAUGGUGGUUAACUUUGAAACCAUUCCAUUAUAGUUACAAUUGGAAGCCAAAAUGACGACUUAUUUUUCUAAAAAGUUUUGUUAGAUUUGCAAAUAAAAAACGUUAUAAUAAAAUGUAGGCGUUAAUCGAUAUUGUAUUAAUAAGAAGACAUUCAGAUUUCCAAAGAUCUAAGGCUCAACUAAAUUCUUUUAACUAGCUUAUGUAUUGCCAUUAUAAUGAUGUAUAUAUGUUAUUGCGAUAUAUCGUGCGACUGUUGAUAUCUCAAGUGACUGUUGGGGAAGUGAGUAUAUAUUUAGCUGUUAUAUCGAAGAAACAUCGCGUUCAAUUCACGGGGUUGUUGAAACGAAAAGUAUGAUCAAGUCGUAUAUGUGCAUAGUUUAGUUAGGAUAUACAAACGAAGGUAGCGUACAGCGAUGUCACUUCAAUUUAGCCGCUUCAAUAGAAACCUUUGCGUUCGAGUACCAAUCACGAUCAUAGUUGAUAAUUAGAACCUUUACUUUGAGUAAAAAUAGAUACUUACCAAAAUAUUGUGAUACAACUUUUUUAUCUGUAGUAUUUCGCUCGGAUUAUUAAAACACUUUCUUUUCUUGGUGUUCUAGAGAGAAUGUCAAAGCGAAUAUGGUCAAUACAUUAAAUUGUGUAUAAAGUACAUAUGAAAAAAAGUUUUGAAUAUUUAUUUAGAUACGUUACCUAGAAUGUUGACGAUUAUCCCGACUCCCAGAUAUGUAUCCGAUUAGUGUAAGCACAUUUGUUCAAAUAUAUCCUGGGCACUUGCCAAAUUAAUUUCCUAGGUUAUUGUUACAGUUUUAUGACAUUCUCUUACAUGUUAACCUCGAAGGUGCUAUAUGUUAGCAAUAUGUGUGUACACCAAACCAUUGUCAUGGCUAACGAUAGUAUUCCAUAAUGAGAUUUAUGUGUAUACACUUACAUUUGACAAGGCGUUCUCGGCAACAAUUGUGUUGUAGCUAGAGAAUUUAUUUUUAUACUUAGUAUACAGGGGUGUUUAUGAAAAGCAAAACGUAUAGUUUGCAUUUUUGAUGUCAUACCUUAUUCAAGUAUUUUAUGCACGUGUUUAUUCUUUUUUAUAAUGGAAAUAUAAAUUUGUGGUAAACCUAAGAAUAUGUUAAUCAUGUUACAAGAAUUAUGAUACAAUUGUAUUAUCAGCAACAAGUCUUUUUAAAUACCGAUUGCAAAGUACCAAUGAGAACAUGUCUGUAUAUAAUUUUAAUUAUGAUGUAAAUUAUGGAAUCUCUUUUUUCCAACGGUAUCGCGCGUCUCUUUUGUGCUACUACGAUAUAUAAAUUGCUACCAUCAGUAAUCAGUUUACUGUUGCUUUUAUUUGAAUAUUGUGUAAAUUAUUAAUGACAUGUUGUAAUAAGUAUAUUUUAUAAUAGCCAUAAUUACUUGUUUUAUAUAAGGUAAGUCUGUAAAUACCAUGAUUAUACAUUAAGUUUUAUACUC
Cydia pomonella (codling moth) is the source of this 5609-nucleotide messenger RNA. RefSeq names its product phosphatase and actin regulator 1-like. The record is from RefSeq and is a predicted model, not a curated record. Gene Ontology annotation, molecular function: actin binding. The coding region runs from base 163 to 1932 and encodes 589 amino acids. NCBI's taxonomy places the organism in Eukaryota, Metazoa, Arthropoda, Insecta, Lepidoptera, Tortricidae. Gene Ontology annotation, biological process: actin cytoskeleton organization. The transcript has 14 exons.